AUGCUUCGUUCCGUCUCCGAGAAGUCCUACGACCAACCUCAGUUCGAGACUCCCACGAACAACAAAGGCAAGCGCAAGGCCGACCAGGUAGAUGUUACGCCCCCGGAUCAGCGCGCCGCCGGCCACCACGCGACCUUCGCCAUUCCCACGGACGGCCGACGCUCGCAACAUGUGUCGGAGGUGAGCAAGCCCCCGUCGUCGUACCAGGGUCGCAAGCGCGCGCGACUCUCGACGUCGGGCGCGUCCCCAUCCGCGAGUCCAGGACCCUCUCGGCCAGGCUCGGUGCAGCGACAACUGACGGAUUCCUGGCCAAGUCGCAGCGGCGCCCCCGGCGCCUUGCAUCGCGCGACGUCGAAGACGGCGUCGGCGCCCUCCGCCCGCCCCGAGUCGAUGAGCACGAACGCGCAUCGGCACGGUCAAGCACAUGUCGAUAGGCGGCGGAGCAUGUCGGAGAUCUCGUUCCCCAUUAGCGCGCUCGUCGCGCCGCACGCACCGUCGAUGAGCGUACGGUCGGGAGGCUACUACAUGCGCGACCCGCGGAAGCCCCCCAAGAUCCAGCCGACGCCGUGGACGCUGCGGCUGAACUCGGCGGAGGAGCAGGGGUCCCCUGUGCACUCGUGGAUGUUCUUCAUCGGGUUUAUACUCUUCCCGCUGUGGUGGCUGGCGAGCUUUUGGCGGAUACCGCAGACGAGGAGGGUCGGGGGAACGGACACGGAGAAGGCGGUGACGCUGGACGACCCACAGGUCGAGCAUGAUGCGAGGACCUGGCGGUUCCGGUGUCGUGUCAUGGCUGUGAUCUCCCUCUUCACCUACAUCCCGUUCAUCGUGUUGGUGGCCGUGUUUGUCCCGCGUAACUGA
Messenger RNA from Dichomitus squalens LYAD-421 SS1, 858 nucleotides. RefSeq lists its product as uncharacterized. NCBI's taxonomy places the organism in Eukaryota, Fungi, Basidiomycota, Agaricomycetes, Polyporales, Polyporaceae. The record is from RefSeq and is a predicted model, not a curated record. The transcript is spliced from 3 exons. The coding region runs from base 1 to 858 and encodes 285 amino acids.